This is a messenger RNA of Heterobilharzia americana, 1695 nucleotides long. The record is from the annotation of a GenBank genome assembly. NCBI's taxonomy places the organism in Eukaryota, Metazoa, Platyhelminthes, Trematoda, Strigeidida, Schistosomatidae.
AUGGCAGUCGUACAGGAUGCCCACAGCGUUGAAUGGAAACUAGGUCGUUCAGAUGAUAAUUCAGAUUAUAGCUCUCAUGCACAUAAGGUCUGUUCAAAUUUUAAAGUCCGGUUUUCUUCACCCGAAGAUUUUGUACGUAAGUCAGGAGGAGUAAGAAUUAUAGAAAAGAUUCUUAUCGCAAACAAUGGUAUAGCAGCAGUUAAAUGUAUGCGUUCCCUAAGAAAGUGGUCUUACGCAACAUUUGGUAGCUCAGAUGUUCUACGUUUUGUAUGCAUGGCUACACCAGAAGAUAUACAAGCCAAUGCUGAAUACAUAAAAAUGGCUAACAAACUGGUUUUCGUUCCAGGUGGUUCAAAUGUGAAUAACUAUGCAAACGUUGAACUUAUUCUACAAACUGCUGUAACGAAUGAAGUUGAUGCUGUAUGGGCUGGAUGGGGUCAUGCUUCAGAAAAUCCUCAGUUACCCGAUGUCCUUGGUAAACAUAAUAUUGCAUUUCUUGGUCCUUCGCACCAGGCUAUGUGGACGCUUGGGGAUAAGGUUGCUUCUACAAUACUCGCUCAAAGUGCUUGUGUGCCAACUCUUCCUUGGAGUGGUUCCGGGCUGACUAUAUCACUCGACCGACUGGCUAAUGGACAGUCGACUAGCAAACACUCAGAAAAUGAUGAAUCUUCUUAUGUUAUCAAGUCUUCUAGUCUAACUAAGAGAUCUCCUAUGCAUACCAGUCCAAUAUCUGAAGAACUGUAUCGCGCCGGUUGUGUAACAGACUUGGCAAGCUGUUUAGAAUGUUCUGAGAAGAUUGGCUAUCCAGUUAUGAUUAAAGCUUCUGGCGGUGGUGGAGGUAAAGGAAUUCGAAAGGCAAUGAAUAAUGCAGAUGUUGAACGAUUUUUCCCCCAGGUACAGGCUGAAGUACCUGGUUCACCUAUUUUUGUAAUGAAGUAUGCAAGCGCUGUUCGUCAUUUAGAAGUUCAAAUUCUUGGUGAUAUUUACGGUCAAGCUAUUGGUUUAUUUGGUCGUGAUUGUUCAGUUCAACGUAGACAUCAAAAAAUUAUUGAAGAAGCGCCUGUUAUUGUGGCUCCCAAAGAAAUUAUUGAAAAAAUGGAACAAGCUGCUGUACGUCUUUCAAAAUUAGUUGGUUAUGUUAGCGCUGGCACAGUAGAAUAUCUAUAUGAUCCUUAUUCGAAUAAAUUCCACUUUCUGGAGUUGAAUCCACGUCUUCAAGUUGAACAUCCGUGUACAGAAGUAGUUGCUGAAGUGAAUUUACCUGCAUGUCAAUUACAAAUUGCUAUGGGGAUUCCCUUACAUCGUAUUAAAGAUAUUCGUGAACUUUAUCUUGUUUCUCCAUGGUCUGAUUCAUAUAUUGACUUUGAUGAUCCAAACAUCAAUCGUCGACCACCAAGUUGUUAUGUAAUCGCUGCGCGUAUAACAAGUGAGGAUCCUGAUGAAGGCUUUAAACCUCGACCUGGUGGUGUAAGGGAAUUGAAUUUCCGAAGUAACCAGUCAGUUUGGGGAUACUUCAGUGUUGGUAGUGCUGGUGGAAUUCAUGAAUUUGCUGAUUCACAGUUCGGUCAUAUAUUCUCAGCGGGUGAGAAUAGAGAACAUGCUCGAGAAGCUCAGAAUAAAAAAGAGAGCAAAAGAGAUGAAUUUGCAGCUGCGGACGUGGUCGUUGUUAGUCUAGUAGUUUCAAAUUGUAUUUGA